AAAGAUAACAUAACGUGAGCAGCAAUUGAGAACGAAUGUAUAGGAACCGGAAGUUUUACAUCGAUAAAGUCUUAGAUGCGUAAUUAUGGCGAGAAAAGUAACUCCAAAAGUGGCGAUGGCAUUUUUGAAAGUCAUAAUCGUUUUAUGUUUCUCAUGGCCUCUCCUGAAGACCGCUAGUAGAUUUCAAGUCAUACGUUUCAAAACUUUGCGCUUCUUGUUCUGCAUGAAUGUGAUAGUAUUGAUCGUGCCUAUGACAUACACUAUUUACUAUAAUGACUAUGAUUUGCCAAAGAUAACGAAGCUAUGGUGCUUAUUGGGAGCCUUUGUGCAGGUCCCUCUGGAAAUAUCACUACUCGGUGUGCAAUAUGACCGUUUGCAAAAUUUGAUUUCAGAGAUGGAGUAUAAUUUCGAAUGUGCGCAAGUGCACGAAAGAGACGUAUACCAACGAUACACCGACAAAUGCGUGCCUUUUUACGCAGCCUUUACGUUCGCGGUUUUUCUCACUGCGAUCGUAAUGUCAAUAGUUACGCCAUUGGUGGAGGCCGAUCAGGCUUUUCCGACAGAAGCGAAGUAUCCCUUCGACGUGGAACGUGAACCGGUCAAGACUUUUAUCUUUGUGCAUCAGUUUAUCGCCAUUUGGCAGUGCUUCUCAACUGUUUGCCUCAGCAGUUUUAUCGGUUUUCUUAUAUGGUUUACCGCAGCGCGUUUCGAGAUCUUGUCUCAACAAUUUCGGGCUGUCAACGGAACCGAUGAGAUUAUCGCGUGCGUACACCGACACAUCAAAUUAUUGAGGUAUGCUCAAGAGGUAAUCAUUGCCUUUCGUUCAGUAAUAUUAGCGCUAAUAAUCAUUUGCACAUGGACAUUUAUAGCUAGUGGUUUAACAAUUGUAAGCCAAAGUACAACAGCAGACAAAACACAUUUCAUGAUUCUAUGGAUAACUGGACUUAUAGAAGUUUAUGCAUGUGCUUGGCCAGCCGAUCACUUAAUGGAUGCAAGUACUGAUGUUGCACAAGCAGUAUAUGAUUCAGUGUGGUAUAAUCAAAACGUUAACUUCCAAAAAAGUAUAUGGUUUAUCUUGCUAAGGAGUCAGGUACCAACGGCUGUGUCGGUUUCUUCUUUCAUACCAGCUAUCUCGUUACGUUAUUACGCGUCGUAUGUGUCAACAGCCUUCUCGUAUUUAAUGACAUUACGAAUUGUAUUUCUGGAGGACGACGCAACUAAAAGUUAAAUUUCGAAGUUACAUAAAUUCCGAAAGAUAGCUCACUGAUUUUAUUCACCAAUAAAACUAUAUUACUAUUUCGCAUAAAAGAACACCUUCACUCCGAAGAUAUUCCCUUUAAAAAAAGGCAUGUGAUCCAAAUCUCGAAUGUAUCGAAGUCGUAUCGAAACGUUGCAGCCUCAUUUCCGCAAUGCUAAUUGGUCAUUUCGAUGUCAUGUUGCGACCGCCUUCGUGUUGUUGGGGCUGUCAUC
Harpegnathos saltator (Jerdon's jumping ant) is the source of this 1470-nucleotide messenger RNA. Its product is annotated as odorant receptor 49b-like. Gene Ontology annotation, biological process: detection of chemical stimulus involved in sensory perception of smell; sensory perception of smell. Gene Ontology annotation, cellular component: plasma membrane. NCBI's taxonomy places the organism in Eukaryota, Metazoa, Arthropoda, Insecta, Hymenoptera, Formicidae. The record is from RefSeq and is a predicted model, not a curated record. Gene Ontology annotation, molecular function: odorant binding; olfactory receptor activity. The coding region runs from base 86 to 1228 and encodes 380 amino acids. The transcript is spliced from 6 exons.